This is a messenger RNA of Triplophysa dalaica, 4665 nucleotides long. RefSeq names its product UPF0524 protein C3orf70 homolog B. NCBI's taxonomy places the organism in Eukaryota, Metazoa, Chordata, Actinopteri, Cypriniformes, Nemacheilidae. The record is from RefSeq and is a predicted model, not a curated record.
ACGGGCAGCAUCAUCCGCCGCGACGCUUUUCCGGGCUCGGCUUUCACUAGGCGUUGCUUUCAAUGAUCUCAAAAUAGCGGAAUGUCUGAUACGUGCAUGUAUUUUACCGCCCAAGGAUCCAGCUGUUGUUUUAAACUAAAUUUUAUAGGCCCGUUUUGAACAUUUAUAAAAACCCAAGGAUUACCCACACCGAGAAGCGAUGUACCAAUUUUGUAUGGAAAAUGCCAUUCUUCAUCGAUCUCACGACUAAAAGGUUUUGGUUUGGAUGAAGUUUAAUGCAGAUGUUGCUCCACACAGGACAAUAACUGUGAGCGCUUGAGCCUGAAUAAGAGAGUAAAUGAAUCAUGGCUUACAGAGGAGCUCAGAAACCUCUGAAAAGUGAGAAGUUAGAUGAAGCUCAAGCUUUGGCCAAAAGCUGUGCGGGCCGCCCAGACUUUCUCCCCUGUGAUGGAUUGUCCAUCUGCGCUACACACAGCCAUGGAAAGUGUUUCAAACUGCACUGGUGCUGUCAUUUGGGCUGGUGUCACUGUAAAUACGUAUACCAACCCAUGACCAAUGUUGGGCUACUACCCAGCACGUGUGUGCCUGCCGCUCCAUCCGACUGCACAAACACCAUCGAUCUUUCCAUCUCCCUGAUGGAACGCUUUCGCAUCUCCCCCUGCUUCCUGCCUCCACCAUGUCCGGAGUCCCCAAAGUACUGCAACAUUGCUGAACUCUUUAUUGAUGAUUACAUCGUCAAACGCAUCAAUGGCAAGAUGUGCUAUGUUCAACGACCCCAAGUGCAUCAGGAGGCUCCUCCUACCCCACCUCAGAGAAAUCCGGUUUCCCAGAAGGAACGAGAAGAGAAACAGACUGUUGUUGAUACGGUUAAAGGACCUAAAAUGGGCCACUGCUCUUCUCCUUCCAGCUCAGAGGAUUCAGGGAUCAAUGCUCUAGAAGGGCACUAUCUAGAGUCCUGUGAGGAAGAAUCUGAGGAAGACGAUGAGCUUAGCAUGGAUGGAAACUCCAGUCCAGGAAGUCUGUGGGAACAGGAUGAAUGCACCCUACUAUCCCCAUCAAAAUCCAUGGUGGAAAUUAUUGAAAAUAUUGAAACCACUGUGUGACACAAUUCACUUUCUAGACUGAAUAUUUACUCUUUCUAUUAUUUUAAAAUCUCUCUCUCUCUUUGUAAAGAGUAAUUGUGUUUAAUGAAAUAUUGUACGUAGAGGAAAUGCUAUAAAUACACUGCUACACUUUACAGUAGUCUUUUUACAGGUUACAGGAGUUUACCAAAUCGCUGUUUACCUUAAUCCACACUACUCCUCCUUAUUACACCUCAUAUGUUUCAACAUUUGAGGUUGAACAGCACUGUGCACAACCUUUAUAACUGCUAUAAGCUCAGACAGCUGACUUUAGGUUAACUAUUAAAUACUUCAAAAGAGAAAAGACAUCAAUUCGGUGAUUCAGAACUGCAAUUUUCAUUCUUUUGUUAGGGGAAGAGUUACAUUCAUACUGUACAGUGCAUUUAAGGUAUAUAAUUUAUCAUUGAGUGUUGUGUUUCUUGGGAGGCAAAACCCUUGAGCAGUGGACAGGUUUAGUCAGAGAGUAAGCAAUGAAGACAAGGAUCCUUUAGUCCAUAUUGAAGUUUACUACUGAAUGUUGCGGUUGGUUCAUCCUGUAGUUUGGUGAGCAGAAUGCUUUUCUGCUCUUUGAAAAUGUAUUAGUUCGCUUUGAGUGCGUUAACACAACCGGCCUUUUAAAAUGCUGACUUACAUAACAGCACGCAAAGCCCUAUGCAGUGCUAUUAAGAGACAUCAUGCUAUAUUUUUUUUAUCAAGGCUAAUUUUAUUCAAAAACAAAGAACAAAUUAAACUGAAUUCAAAUUAUCUUCAUUGUACUCAAUUUAAUUAUAGUCAUGUCUUCCCUUGAGUGGCUGUGAUUGUUAAAUUAUUAAGGUCUCUUUAACCAAAGUUUCCUGGUAAAGGGUUCUUUUAAGAUGCUCUAUUAUCCUAAAGGGAUAGUUUACUCCAAAAAGAACAUUAUUUCAUCAUUUUCUAAAUCUUUUGUCAUUUUAAAUUUGUAUGACUUUGUUCUACUAAAAUCAGAACGUUGGCGAUACCCAUUCACUUCUAUUGUACGGACAAAAAACCUUGGGUAGCGCCGUUGUUCGUUUACCAAAGAAAGACAUACAGGUUUAUAAUGACAAAAAGGGUAAGGGUUUGUUUUGUUCAGUUUUGGGUAAACUAAAUACUCUGCUUUGAUGAUUCAGUCUUUUGUUGUUAUAACUCUUAAUUUUCAUUCAAUCACUUAAAAUGUUUAUCCUUGUCUCGUUCAUGAUUUAAUAUAUUAAAAGUUCAUAUAGUCCACACAAACCUCUCUAAAAUGAUUUAUUCCCUCGCUGCAGGAUACUGCCUUGGUUUAUGAUAAUCAUGAAUUUUAAUUUAAAAUUAAAUGUUUUCCAGAUGGAAAUCAAGCAGCCAGCUGGCUUUAUACAAUCGCUUUCAAACCGAUAAAUUAUCAUGUCUAUCAUUCAUGUCAAAUCUGGUGAAAUUUGAAUGCAAGGGUCAUGUUAUUUUAACGCACUUACUACAGUAUAAGUAUAUCAGUCAGUAUAAAAAAUCGUAGGAAUCUGUCAGCCUGAUUUAGCCUGAAUCGUGAUUAUUCGUAACUUUUUUACGAGGUGGCAUUGUAAUAAGUCAUACAAUGUGUAUCAUACAAAAAUGUUACUGGCGUGUAAGCCAAAUGUACUAAAACUUACAAAUGACAUUGUAUGAAUUGAAAUGAAUUAGACACUUUGUAAAAUAGUUACAAAGUCAUCCCCUGUACAGUACGGCUUGAUUCAUACUUCAAUGCAAGUUUAUAAGCUUUCUUGAAGUUAUACAUUGUCUGCCAGGUGAAAAUCUAAGUUGCUUGAAAAUAGAAAAAUCUAUAGAUUUAAAGAUUCACGAAUACUACAUUUCUACACCAAUACCCAUUGAGUGAUAUCUGUCCAGACCGAUUCUGAAGAUUAAAUUAAUAUUUCUUAGCUUUCUGAAUGUUAUUAAUUAAUAUAAUGACUAUUAAUAUUGAUCAUAAAAUUAGUGAUGUUUAUUAAAGGGAUAGUUCACCAACAAAUAAAAAUUCUGUCAUCAUUUACUCACCGUCAGAUUAAACCAAACCUAGUAAAAUUUCUUUGAUCUGCAGAACACAAGGGCAGAUAUUUGAAAGAAUGUCAGUAACCAAACAGGUCUCAUCCCUCAUUGACUCCCAAUAGUAUUUAUUUUCCCUACUAUGGCAGUAAAUGGGGGAUGACAUUUGGUUACUGACAUUCUUCCACAUAUUCCAAAUAGAUGAAAAUGUAAAAAUUUAAUGUAAAAUAUCUAAAGACAUCACAUUUGAAGCAACAUUUCAGUCCCCCUACACCCUGCAGUCUUUACUUUUCUACAGUAGUUUCGAGCUGCAUAUACAGUAGACCAAAUGGAGCUUGUGAUGUGUUUCAAUCUUCUCCCCUGAGACUUCCGAACAUCUCUUUCAGUAAACAACUGAUUGAUUUCUUCUCCUACUUGGUGUCAUAUUACUGCAGCAUAUUUCUGUAUAGCUGUCUCUUACACUGCAUAUCUAAGACAGCACUGCAGAGCUACUCAAUCUGCGACUGUGUGUUCAGUAACCAUCUUUUAUAAACAAGAACUGAGUCUUUGGUUGUGACUGAAUGACAUUAAUUAGAAAUUAAGUAUUAAUUAAAAAUACACUCAAUAUUUUUUGACAUUUACUACCCCCCCAAGUGAAAUUUCUUUGUGGAGAACGAAAAAUAAUCUCAAUGCAAAAUGGCGGUUUAAUUUGAACACAUAAUCCUCUAAAAAUAUACAUUUUUAAAAUAUACUGUGUACACGGAGUCAAUUCAACCCCCAUCUUAUGACACUGUACUUCUCAAGGUCACAUGAGCAGACGCUCACCACACAACCUACUUAUUUUCACAAGGGUAAUCUUUCCGUUUCAGUAAUAAUAUCUCACUGAUUGAAGUAAAUCAAGCCUCUAGGAUGAAACCUCACCAAUAGUUCACCUGAUAAACGGCUGUCAGUCUACGGUCCAUGUACAGACCUUUGAGGGAGAUCUGGGUCUGAUAAGCUCCGUAAAUGUCUGUGAGUCACCCUGCUGGGUCCAACGCUGCGCUUGCCCUGUAAAAUAUUCAUUGCUUUUCUCUGCUUCUCAAAGAUUGUUUUAAGGGUUUGAAUUUUUAUCUUUUUCUUUUACAUGGCUCUCAAUUCAGACUAACCUUUCACAAACAGAGCUUUUUUAAAGAAAACAGAUGCUGGGUCAAGGCAGAUGCUGGAUCAAGAUGCAGGUGAAACUUACAAAAUAUAUCACUAGAAAUAAUAUCGCUAUUGUUUGGAUGGGUGCUGUGCAAAUUGAUGGGAUUUGUAUGGCCAGUGUGCGCUUGAAUUUUGGCUCAUGCAUUGGCAGUGAGACAGAAGUUUAUUACUGUGUGUGGGUGUGUGUCUUUGCAUGUUAUUGUGGGUGGUAAUACAUAUAUAGUAGUGUGAGUCAUAGGUGUCUAGAUGGUAAUGACUUCACUGUUCAGACUAUAAAUGUGAUUUAGGUAAUAGAUUUGAAGUGUUACUUCCUGUCAAACCUUCUAUUCACUUAAGGCUGAAGUGUUAUGACCCUGAAGCAUUGUGAAUAACUUUGAAGGAAAAUAUCACAAUAAAU